CUCUUACGCGAGGCGCGAUUCCUGCUGCUGGCCUUUCUUUACAUUCUACUACCUCUGGGCAGCCUGUUGGAUUCAGACAAAUUCGGGGGCAUUGCCAGGGCCGAGUGUUUCUCUCCUGUCUACCAUGGACGUCGCGCAUAUCACAAACGGCUCGAGCCAGCAGCAGCAACGGCAGCAACAGCAGCAGCCACAACAGCAGAAUUCCUUGCCGCCCCCUCUUCCUCAGCACAGUGGCUCGACUAUCAAUGCACCAUUGGAUCGACUUCCGAACCCGACUACGUCUAUGAGCUAUGUUCUUAACUCGCCAGUGUCGACAGCUCCCAGCAUCUCCUCAUUGUUGCAUCAGCAGCCAGAGCGCUUGAGCCCUCAAUCGCAAACUUCAUCCCAGCAACAGCCGCAGUCCGCAAAUAUGACUACAGCAAAAUCGAUCGGUGACCCUGCCCAGGAUACACAGCAUCAGCAAGGGUUUUAUGAGUUUAGUAGUUCACGAGAGGAGUUGAGCGAUCCAAAGCCUCCAGGGACUCGCAAACGCCGACGUAUCCCCGUCUCGUGCGCCGUCUGCCGCCAGCGCAAACUAAAGUGCAAUCGCAUGCAACCCUGUUCUGGAUGCGUCAGGCACGGUACCGUAGAUCUUUGUGUCUACGCCGUCAAACCAUGGAUCGCGCAAAAUCUACCAGGCGCAGUAGCAACAAUAUCACCUUCCUCAUCGUCGUCCUCUCCCUCCUCUGUUCCUGCUACUCAUCUUCCGGAUAAUUAUGGCUACUCGGCAGCCAUCCCUGGCACGCAAACAUUUUCAAUGACCCGAUCUCCUGGGAAAACAUCACAACGGCCAUUGACUGAUAGUCCGAUGCACCAACAGAAUCAGCAGCAUUUGUCUGAACGGCUUCCGGGAUUACAAAGAUCACCGCAGCCGGGGUCUGUUGCGUUGCCGAGCUAUUCCAACUCUCAAGUCUCUCAUAUUUCGAAUCAGGAUAGUUAUAGGACGGCAAGUGCCGUACAGAGCAUUCAAGACGAAAUCGCGGGCGUUCAGAAAGCUACGAGUGGACUAUCAGGUGGAAUGGCUCCACUUCAAGAGUACAAUGAGCUCAAGAAUCGGAUGGAGCGUUUAGAGAGUAUGAUUCAGAGAUUUGGAGGCAGCGGCGGUCAACUUCUACCGGGAAACAAUAAUGAUCAUUCUAUCAAGCUUCCGCCUAUCCGUGACGAUCUACAGUCCUCAGCCUCUGAGGGGCCGGCGGUGAACUCGGAGAGCCCACGGACUGGCGCUACGGCAGGGACAGCGUCCCAGCCAUAUGUGUUCGCACCGGAGCCUCGAUUGCGGGCACAUGUUACGGUGAAGAAGAACCGAUUUUCAUUCCAUGGUCCCUUUACUGCUGUGACUGCAUGCAAGCACGAUGCUUAUCUAGCGAAGUAUAUGGCGUGCGAUGACAUGAAGAAAGCAAAGAGUCCCUUCAAGAAGAUGCUGAAAGAAAAGAAGCAUUCUGCUGGGAGGCCCGGGAAACAUGAACAGCUGGCGCCUGAGACUGAGGAAAUGAUCCGCGAAACCCUGGACACAAAUGCAGAUCUGGCAAAGAUGUUUCCAAGACUAGAACAUCGAGAUUUAUGCGAAUAUCUCAUUACUCGGUUCUUACAAACGAUCAACCUGGUAUUUCCGAUCGUACACCCGACCUCCUUCCGAGCGGCUAUGAUGAAGUACUGGGAACAAAAGUGGAAGUUUCAGAAUGGGACUGCAGCUAAGCCUGCUCCCACCGACACAACCUCCAAGGCUUAUGCGAUGGACAAAAAACUUCAUAAGCUCAACAAAUGUAGCUCGCAGCGCAAGGAGCAUAUGCGCGGAACGGCUCUCAUGGCGAUCUUGCUCAAGCUCGGACGGAUGGCUUGUGGACCGAACUGGACUCCGUCAAAGGCAGGAUUUGACGACAAAUAUGCGCCUCUGUUUGAGUAUCGUCUCAAGGACUUUGCGUGGAAGUGCUUGAAUGAGACUUCGUAUCUACAAAAAUCAGAUUUCGUCGCUCUGCAGGUGCUUCUUGGUAUCCGGGUUCAUAAUAUGCUGGCGAGUGAAGUUACAGAGGGGCCCGAUACUUGUGAUUCUGGCUCCUUCUCUGGAUUGCUUUGCCAAGUUGCAUUGACUAUGGGCCUACAUCGUGAUCCUGAUCAGUUCCCACAGGUUCCUCCUGAUCUUGCUGAUGCAUGGAGGAUAAUGUGGGCCGAGAUACUGUCAGUUGAUACUGAUCGAUCGCUAUGUAUAGCUGUUCCUUUUGCGAUAAGCACAGAGAUGUCAGAUACGCUGGUCGAUAAACUACGCCCGUUCCAGUUAGUUGCUACGGCUAGCGAGCAACCAUCUGUCCACUUCCUACACUGCAAAGUUCAGUUCAACAUGCUCGCGCGAAGUAUAUUAUCGCGCCUUCUGCUGCCUGAUUUGGAGCUCCAAAAGACGGAGUUUGAUCAGCACAUGGCAUGGUUGUCGGCAUUUGAAGAGAAGAAUCUCAGCUCGUUUCAGCUACUUGUUGAGAUGAUCAAUGCUGAUACAGAUCCUGCUGUAUCAGGCCCACAAGAUUCAUAUGAUUUGACCCAGAAGUAUAUUCUGCAGUUGCAAUUCUUGCGUCUGCAAUUAUCGCUUCUACGAAGCUAUGCUCCAAAAGAUGAAGCAGAGCAAAGAAGGGUCUUUAUAGAUCGGCUGAGAUGCGCUGAGAAGCUUCUUGAUACAAUCGUGACAUGCACUCGUCGGCCGCAGUUGUUUUCAGGAUUCAUGCCGCUGAUUAUUCCUCUGUCGCUGCGACAUUUUCCAGCACAUUUGAUUACUAUUUACAUUGGGAUUUUACGACAAAUUGGAGAGCAGCCAGCUUCGGUUGCAGGACUGCAAGGUAUAGUUACGGAUGAGAACUGGCGGACGCCGGAUAUGGCGUUUAAAUAUGACGAUCGAACGGUUUGUGACAUCAAGAGACUGUAUCAGACCGCUAGCAAGAUUUGCAGCUGGAUUGAGUCCGAGAGUGAGACCAACUACUCUGCGCUACGGAUGUUUCCGUUGGCAAGGACAUAUCUGGAAGCGUGCAAGGACGCGAUCAGCAAAGGAGGCUCGUCAGCUUCAGUGUCUUCAAACCAAGAAGCGUCAAAUGAGAUGCCGUUGACCGAAAGUCCAAAUGCGGGUCUGACUGACGACACCGGAUCGCUGGUGUCGCCAAAGGAGGGACAAGACUGGGCCGACGCGCUGACUACGUUGGGACUCGAUCCGGCAGAGGACACGGUCUCGUUGAUGGGUGACGGAGCGAUUGGAGAGUGGUGGCAUGACUGGAGCGUUGCGGUCGAGGAUGCAUUGUUUGACGAUAUGGAUAUCGAACAUAUGCCGAUAGGAGCUGGAGUUGUAUGAGACAUGUAGUAGGAGUUCAUGAUAUGCGUUCUGAACAAAUAGUUAGGAGUUCAUUGUGUUUCCGAGUGCAGUAGAGUCCGAGUAGGGUUUUUACAAUAUUACACAAUAUGGCCCACGAUACCCUAAACCGCAAGAUGGAGGGGGAUGCUUGUAACUUUAAUUUAGGCUAUUUCUACCGACGAGGUCAACGCAGGCGAAAUCUAAAGCAGUUCGGGAUUCUAUCUGCCGUGAGAAAUGUUUCUAUAGAGAGAUAGCGUAGAAAAGUCAAUUGGUGAAGAUGUGAAAGUCUACGUUACUGAUGCGAGCUUUUUGUCAAAAAAAG
Molecule: messenger RNA, 3686 nt
Organism: Myxozyma melibiosi
Lineage: Eukaryota; Fungi; Ascomycota; Lipomycetes; Lipomycetales; Lipomycetaceae
Exons: 2
Coding region: 125-3364 (1079 amino acids)
Biological process (GO): regulation of transcription by RNA polymerase II
Cellular component (GO): nucleus
Molecular function (GO): DNA-binding transcription activator activity, RNA polymerase II-specific; zinc ion binding; RNA polymerase II cis-regulatory region sequence-specific DNA binding
Source: RefSeq, a predicted model, not a curated record